CUUUUUAUCCGAGCGGCUCCGCCCCUCUGCCACAGCUGCCAUUUUGGUUUUGUUCCGUUCGCAGAGACAAAACCAGAAACGCGAGACAGUCAGGGUGCAGACCGGACGACAGUGACUCGGCAGGAUAGUGAAGGGGAUUCAGUCACAGCAUCUCGCCCAGCGCUGUUCGUGCUGUCGUCGUAUCCUCCCUCUCAUCUAAAUCAGUCUGCAAUCCGCGAGUUAGUUUCACACGAGGAGCGGUUUGCUGACACUGAGCGUGGACUGAGAAGGAUUAUUGUUUUUCUCUUUAGAUGUCCAGCUCGCCGCUGUCCAAGAAACGUCGCGUGUCAGGAUCAGAGACGAAGACGGGAUCCCACUGCUCCUCCUCUAACUCUGUCAGAACCGAACAGUCACACACACCAGCUAACGGCAUGGCUAAGAAUGGAAAUGAUGCUGAGAUUGAUGAGGGCCUGUAUUCCAGACAACUGUAUGUGCUGGGCCAUGCGGCUAUGAAGCGCAUGCAAAACUCCAAUGUCCUGAUCUCAGGGAUGCGAGGUUUGGGUGUAGAAAUCGCAAAGAAUGUAAUUCUGGCUGGAGUCAAGAGUGUAACUGUGCACGACCAAGGCGUGGCCGAGUGGAAGGACCUUUCUUCACAGUUUUACUUGCGUGAGGAGGAUCUCGGGAAGAACCGUGCAGAGGUCAGCCAGACUCGACUGGCAGAACUGAACAGCUAUGUGCCCGUAACUGCCUACACUGGCACCCUCACCAAUGAAUACCUGACCCAGUUUCAGGUUGUGGUGCUCACCAGCUGCAGUCUGGAAGAACAGACGCGCUUUGGGGAGUUUUGCCACAGUGACAACAUAAAGUUGAUAGUGGCUGACACACGCGGGCUGUUUGGGCAACUGUUCUGCGAUUUUGGAGAUGAUAUGGUUGUGUUGGACACCAAUGGAGAGCAGCCUCUGAGCGCCAUGAUCUCAAUGAUCACAAAGGACAGUGCUGGUGUGGUCACGUGUCUGGAUGAAGCACGCCAUGGGUUCGAGAGUGGGGACUAUGUCACGUUCACAGAAGUGCAGGGCAUGACAGACCUCAAUAACUGUGAUCCAGUAGAGAUCAAGACACUGGGUCCUUACACCUUCAGCAUCUGUGACACUAGCUCCUUUACAGACUACGUGAGAGGUGGUAUUGUCAAACAGGUCAAGAUGCCCAAGAAGGUCCAAUUUAAAUCCCUUUCCUCUUCAAUGGCUGAUCCAGAGUUCUUGCUGACCGAUUUUGCCAAGUUUGAUCGGCCAGGACAUCUGCACAUAGGCUUUCAGGCAUUGCAUGCUUUUGAGAAGAAACACAGCCGUCUUCCGAAGCCUUGGAAUCAGGCAGAUGCAGAUGAGCUUCUGUCUCUGGCCGAAGAGUUGAAUGCUGCACAGACUGGAUCUGCCAAGCAGGAGCAGUUGGAUCAGGCAGUCAUCAAAAAGCUGUCCUGUGUGGCUGCUGGAGACCUGGCACCUAUCAAUGCUUUCAUUGGUGGGCUUGCUGCCCAGGAGGUUAUGAAGGCUUGCACUGGGAAAUUUAUGCCCAUCAAACAGUGGCUGUAUUUUGAUGCAUUGGAGUGUUUACCUGAGAAUGACGUUGCUCUCACAGAGGAGGAGUGUGCACCUAGGAACUGCCGGUAUGAUUCUCAGAUUGCUGUCUUUGGAUCUAAGCUGCAGGACCUGUUAGCCAAACAGCGAUAUUUUCUGGUUGGCGCUGGUGCCAUUGGCUGUGAGCUUCUGAAGAACUUUGCUGUGAUGGGCCUGGCCGGUGGUGAAGGAGAGAUCAUAGUGACAGACAUGGACACCAUAGAGAAGUCAAAUCUCAAUCGUCAGUUUCUCUUCAGGCCGUGGGACGUUUCAAAGAUGAAGAGUGAUACAGCUGCCGCAGCUGUGAAACAGAUGAACCCGUCAGUCCGCGUGACGAGCCAUCAAAACCGUGUAGGACCUGACACGGAGAAGGUCUAUGAUGAUGACUUCUUCGAUAACCUGGAUGGGGUGGCAAAUGCUCUUGACAAUGUAGAUGCCCGUAUGUAUAUGGAUCGGAGGUGUGUGUACUACUGUAAGCCAUUGCUGGAGUCUGGUACUCUAGGCACUAAGGGAAAUGUACAGGUGGUCAUUCCUUUCGUCACCGAGUCAUACAGCUCCAGUCAGGAUCCUCCAGAGAAGUCCAUUCCUAUCUGCACUCUCAAGAACUUCCCCAAUGCGAUUGAACACACCCUGCAGUGGGCACGUGAUGAGUUUGAGGGACUUUUCAAACAGCCUGCCGAAAACGCCUUGCAGUAUCUGACAGACGCGAAAUUUAUGGAGCGCACACUGAAGCUUCCUGGAGCUCAGCCACUGGAAGUGGUGGAGGCCGUGUACAAAUGCCUGGUGACAGACUACCCGCGCAAGUGGGAGGACUGCGUAACCUGGGCCCGCAACCACUGGCAGUGUCAAUAUAACAACAAUAUCCGUCAGCUGCUGCACAACUUCCCUCCGAAUCAGCUUACCAGCUCCGGGGCACCAUUCUGGUCUGGUCCAAAAAGAUGUCCUCAUCCAUUAGAAUUCAGCACUAGCAAUGAUCUUCACAUUGACUACGUUUUGUCUGGGGCUAACUUGUAUGCCAAAUCAUACGGCCUGCCCGGCAGCAAAGACAGGGUGGCUCUGGCCAAGCUUCUGCAGGAUAUUAAAGUGCCUGAGUUCACCCCAAGGUCAGGAGUGAAGAUCCACGUGUCCGAUCAGGAGCUGCAUAGUGCCAAUGCAUCUGUUGAUGACUCUAGACUUGAAGAACUGAAGACGCAGUUGCCUACCCCAGAAGUGACCUCUCAGUUCAAACUCUGUCCUAUUGAAUUUGAGAAGGACGAUGACACAAACUUCCACAUGGACUUCAUUGUAGCGGCUUCCAAUCUGAGAGCAGAGAACUACGACAUUCCACCUGCAGAUAAACACAAGAGCAAACUUAUUGCUGGAAAAAUCAUUCCAGCCAUCGCCACGACGACAGCUGCCGUGGUGGGUCUUGUGUGUCUAGAGCUGCUGAAGAUCAUUCAGAACCACAAGAAGCUCGAGUCGUACAAGAACGGCUUCAUGAACCUUGCUCUGCCUUUCUUCGCCUUUUCUGAGCCCAUAGCUGCCCCCAAGCACAAGUACUAUGAUAUUGAUUGGACACUUUGGGAUCGGUUUGAAGUGAAGGGCAUUCAGCCCAACGGGGAGGAAAUGACACUGCGACAGUUCUUGGACUAUUUCAAGAAUGAACACAAACUGGAGAUCACGAUGCUGUCUCAGGGAGUUUCAAUGCUCUACUCGUUCUUCAUGCCUGCAGCCAAGCUGAAAGAAAGGCUGGAGCUGCCGAUGACUGAAAUAGUGACCAAGGUGUCCAAGAAGAAACUGGGCAAGCAUGUUAAAGCACUAGUUUUUGAGCUCUGCUGCAAUGACGACACAGAAGAGGACGUGGAGGUGCCCUAUGUCAGAUACACCAUCCGCUGAGAAGGUUCUAGGGGUAGGGAGGGACGGGUUGGAGGAGUGAGAGGGGGCCCAUUGGGGAUGUGGAGCCAAUUGGAGAGCAUCGGAGAAUUUGGAGAACCCAAAGAAAAAUCAACAGAGGGGUGGUACUAUUUUUUUAAUCAGUUACUGGAUAAUACAAGUAUUAUAUCUCAAACACCCCUCUUUCUUAUUGGUCGAGCUCUCUUGGGUAUGGUUCAAUCUUAGGCUGGAUAGCUUUAAGAAGGAAUAUGAAAUGUUCACGGGGAGCAUGUGAAGUUUUGGCUAUAACUUAUUUAAACCGGUCGUUCUAACACACAACUUCAGUGAAUGAAUUUAUCUGUAAACUGAUCGUCAAUCAUCUUAUAAACACACUGCUCUCUGUUCCUGCCCUCAUGAUAUAUUUUGUGGACACCAUCUUGCUUUGUAUUCUGAAAACACUGAAUUGAAUAAAAUAUUGAAUGAUGGGGAAAACAUACAAAAUAAACAGAUUGUUUUUUUACAGAUUCACUGCAUUGGUAUGUUGUCACCGUGCUCUUGGUGGAUUUUGUAAUAUUAAAAAGCUCUUGGCUGAGGUCUCAAAGCGAGUUGGUUUAUUGAACUCCUGCUCUUCCGGUGGGAAUAUCCCUUUGCCGCUCUGGCUUCUGUUUGGUUGGGGUUCAGGAACUUGCACAUAACUUUUUAUUUUAUUUUCCUUUUUUAUGUUUUGGCAGACUUUGGUGUACACCUUGUAGAACAUAAACUCUGUAUUCUUUCUACUUUGUUAAACUCCAAAACAAACAUUACAGUACGAAACGUGAUUUUACUCUGUAAUGGGAAACGUUGUUGCUUUUAUUGUCUUUUCUUUACUACAGUUGUUUUGAAAAUGUGUCUAUGACGUUAAUAAGUCUAAUAAAUAAAUUCUGCAGUUAAA
Molecule: messenger RNA, 4371 nt
Organism: Triplophysa dalaica
Lineage: Eukaryota; Metazoa; Chordata; Actinopteri; Cypriniformes; Nemacheilidae
Gene: uba1
Product: ubiquitin-like modifier activating enzyme 1
Exons: 26
Coding region: 291-3464 (1057 amino acids)
Biological process (GO): protein sumoylation
Cellular component (GO): SUMO activating enzyme complex; cytoplasm
Molecular function (GO): SUMO activating enzyme activity
Source: RefSeq, a predicted model, not a curated record